Messenger RNA from Plasmodium relictum, 582 nucleotides. It is a transcript of the gene CelTOS, whose product is annotated as cell traversal protein for ookinetes and sporozoites, putative. The transcript has a single exon. The record is from RefSeq and is a predicted model, not a curated record. Lineage: Eukaryota; Apicomplexa; Aconoidasida; Haemosporida; Plasmodiidae. The coding region runs from base 1 to 582 and encodes 193 amino acids.
AUGAAUCAAUUAAAAAGAUUAUCCAUUAUGUCUAUUUUCCUAUUUUUUUUUUCUCUAUUGAGCGUGUCAUGUUUUAGAGGUAGUAAUGGAACUAAUGCAAUAACAUCUCUUCAUAAUGAAAAUCAAAUUUAUGAUCACUCAAAUAAUAAGAUAUCUUCAUUUAUUUUACAAUCACAAUCAUUAGAAAUGGUUAGCGAUGAGUUAGCUGAUAGUAUUGCUAAUGAAAUAGUUAAUGCAUUACAAAAAGAUUCAUCGUCAUUUUUACAAGAAGGAAUUGGAUUUGACAUAAAAGGUCAAAUCAAAAAGCACGCCAAAGAAGUAUUAAAAGAAGUAGCUAAAGCAGGAAUACAGCCAAUCGAAGAAGUAGUAGCUGCAUCAGUUAAACCCCCAACUAUUUCACCACAUGCAUACAAAUUAUUGAAACCAGUGUUGAAAACUCUCUUUAAUAAAGUAGAACAAACUAUAAAAAAAGAUGUACCUGAUUCCAUAUGGGAUUAUGAAGGAGAUGAUUCAGAAGAAAUGGAUGAGCAAGAAGAGGAAAGCUUUGAUGAAUUAGCAGAUAGCAUGAUUAAUGAAGAUUAA